UAUACAUACUCGUUCAUAACUACAAUUACAUAUGGGAGAUGUUCUCCAAAUUGAGUUUACCCUAGUCUUCCGACAGAAUUUUGAAAAGCUAAGCUUCAAAUGGCGGGUCAAUCAUCACCGCAUCGCAUUCUCUGCGCUUCCUUCAAUCAAGAUAACAGCUGCUUCGCCGUCGGAACUGGAGAUGGAUUCAAAAUAUUUGAUUUGAAUACCGGACAAAUGCUUCAUGAGCAAGUUGCUGGGGCGUUCAGUAUUGUUGAAAUGCUAUUCAAAUCAAGUCUUGUUUGCAUAGUUGGUGCUGGAGAACAGCCAUCUUUAUCUCCGAGAAGAUUAAGUUUGUUUGAUACUAAGAAAGGAACUGCUCUACGUGAAAUGAACUUUUUGACUUCUAUUCUCGCAGUUCGUGUAAAUAAGCAAAGAUUGAUAAUUGUAUUGCAAGAAAAAAUAUACAUUUAUGACACUAACAAUGGGGAAAUACUGCACAUCUUGAACACAGUGCCUAAUGUAAAAGGUCUUUGUGCUUUUUCAGCAAAUAUGGAUAAUCCCUACCUGGCUCUUCCUGCUAGUACAACUGCAGGGUCUGUACUUGUCUACAAUGUUAUGGAUCUGCAGUCACACUGUGAGAUCGAUGCACAUCGCUCACCAUUGGCUGCCUUAGCUUUUUCUCCAAAUGGGAUGUAUAUAGCUACAGCAUCUGAACAGGGAACCAUUGUUCGAGUUUAUCUAGUUUCAGAUGCUACUGAGUCCCACAGUUUCCGUAGGGGCACAUGUGCAUCAACAAUAUAUUCUUUGUCAUUCGGGCCGUCAGUUGAUCUUCCAGAUAUUCUUCUUGCAACAAGCUCUUCAGGUUCUGUUCAUAUUUUCUCCCUGGGUUUUGUUCUGAAAGAGAGAAAAUCGAAGAGUUUCUUUGGAUCAAUAAUGUCUGGCUCUGUUAGUGAUACAUCAGAUCACCUUGUAUACCACAAUGCUUUUGCAGCUGGAGUAAGAAGUGAUGCUAUAGUUCAAAAGAUAGAGAGAAUUAGUGAUACAUCAAGUUCUAAUCCGGUGGCAUUGAGAGCUACUGUAUCGAUGAUCACCUUCAAUGGAUACUUCCAAGAAUAUUGUUUCAGUAUAAACCAUAAGCACGAACCUACAUGGACCUUGGAACGCCAGUUCAAUCUUUCGACGGCAGUUGUUGGCCAGAGCUCGAGCUAACGUAGCGCCAGAGGUAUGUCGGUUCAUGACUCGAUCUACACUUAUGAUCAUGUUUAUUACAUAGGAUUCACAAUGAAGACGACAAAGUUUUCGAAUAUUUCAUGAAUCGCCCCAUCUAUGUUUCACCGCUCGUAUAAAGAAUAGAAUUAGAGAAAGUAAUACAUCGUAAUCUUGCCGCUAAAACGUAUGUUCCCCUUCAUUCCAUUGUUGAGAAUUUAUAUGCCGAUCUUAUGAUUAGGUUAACGGACAUUUUAUAUUGAUUGGGCGAUAUAGGCUAUGGAAAGAUGUAACGAAAUGAAUGUGAGAGUCAAUGAGGCAAAAUAAAGAAAGAUCAACAACUUAUACACUAUGGUAGUUCAAUGAAGAAAUAACAUUUUGAAAUGUAAGUUGACAUUUUACCGACAUAAAAUGCAUGUUCGCCUAAUCAUAAGGCCGGCCGGUAGAUAAAUUCUCAACCAUGUUCAUCAAUUGAAAGAAAGGGAACAUAAGUUUCACCGGAAAGAUUACAAAGUAUAACUUUCCCUAAUUAAUUAUGUUGUUCUUACCGGAGGCGAAACAUAGACAAAUCAAUUCAUGAGGUAUUUGGAAAGUCUGUCACCUUCGACGUGUGUUUGUUUGGGGGUUUGGAUUUUGAGUUGACAGCUAUCGUGGAUGUGACAUUGAGUGCUUUGAUAUCAAAUGUCAUGUGUUGUACUCCAUACAAAUUCACAUGGACAAAGAAAGUAAGGGAUGACAGGUGGUCUAGGGGUUGGAUUUGUGACCAUGAGGUAAUGGGUUCAAACCUCCGACCCUUCAGGUUAUCUGCUACACAUGGUUCGCCUAGUGUUACCCUGCAAAUUAGGUCCGAUCACACAUCCAACUCCCAGAUUUCCAAUCAACCUUAGCCUAAUUUUCAUCAACUUUGCUGGAUUUCACCCUGCCUCACCGCCGUCACCACCAUUCUCUUCCUGCAGCAGCCGCCGCCAACUUUCUUCUUGUUGCCCACGAUCGAUCCUCAACUGCCAUCCGAGUUGCCCAUGUGUAGAAAGAAGGUGGAGCAACAGAGAAAGAGAGGUAUGAAUUGUCGAUGUCGCCUCUCCUGUACCAAGCCAAACCGAGGCAGCUUUGAUUUUGUACCAUCGAUUUGGAGGGUCACUGUGUUAAAAUUUUUUCCGAAGAAAACAAAAAAGGGCGGCGAGAUUGGAAGAAAGACUCUGGAAUGGAGAGCCAAUGUAUAUGCUCUAAGUGUUGUAGUUAUUAAAGUCGUAAUCGGUUGAAUAACACACUAUGACAAGAAAAAUAUACUAUCUCCGUCCGUCCAACCGAAUGUAUACAAUUUUUUUUUUGGUUAAUUUUUU
Andrographis paniculata is the source of this 2528-nucleotide messenger RNA. RefSeq names its product autophagy-related protein 18b. Gene Ontology annotation, biological process: protein lipidation; protein localization to phagophore assembly site; autophagy of mitochondrion. Gene Ontology annotation, cellular component: extrinsic component of membrane; phagophore assembly site membrane; cytosol. The coding region runs from base 100 to 1191 and encodes 363 amino acids. The transcript has 11 exons. The record is from RefSeq and is a predicted model, not a curated record. Gene Ontology annotation, molecular function: phosphatidylinositol-3-phosphate binding; protein binding; phosphatidylinositol-3,5-bisphosphate binding. NCBI's taxonomy places the organism in Eukaryota, Viridiplantae, Streptophyta, Magnoliopsida, Lamiales, Acanthaceae.